AUGCGUCCCAACUGGCACGGUCUCACCCUCAGCUUCCUACUGCCAUCUCUAGCUUUCUAUCCAGACCACGCAGCCUCUGCGCCGUCGCCCAUAGAGCCCGCUGGCCUCGCCACACGCCAACUACCGUCGUCCGCCUAUCUCUCGGGCUUCGCCGCGCGGGACGAACAUGCUCACGCUCACGGUGGCCACCACGCUCAGCCCGUCGUCGAGUUGAACGAGACCGAAGUCACUUUAUAUCAUGCCCCCACGCCGGAUUCGUACUGGACCAUUGACAUUGCAGAGAGAGAUCCCAAUGAGAGUCGACAUCCGGGGCUCAUGGUCGUUCAUGUUCUCUCCAUGUGCGCUGCCUUCUUCGGUGCCCUCCCAGCUGGCAUCGCUCUGCGUUCUGUCAACCAUCCAUGGCAUGGCUUCACCACCAUUCUCUUCUGGACGUUUACCGUAAUUGGUUGUGCGGCGAGUGGGCUGUAUAAGAAAUUGACCCCUGAGAUGUACCAGGGACAGAAACACUCUUCGCAGAGCUACUUCGUUCUUCUCCUUGCUCUCAUUGUCACCGCCAUCGACUUGUUCGCCGGCUUUGGAAGGAUCGCGUCGUAUGUUCGUGCGAACAGGGGUGGCGACAAGUUCUCCCUCAAGACCUUCUGGCGCAAUGUUAUCCUCGCCCAAGAGGAGCAACCUAAUGGCUCUCAGGCUGAGUACGCAAAUCUCGUAGCUGAGGAGCCCGAAGAGAUAGAGAUGCUUAAGCAUGAUCCCGAAGACGACGACGACGAAACUGCUCAGUGGGCGAAUGACGUCCGCCAUCACCGGCAUCACGCGCGCACUGUGUCCAUGGCAGAUACGGAACAGACCGUCUUUGACGUCCAUUCUCCGCGUGGUUCUCAGCACUCGGACGAGACCCUUCACGAACAUACGCAUUCCCUCCACAGCCUUCCCAAUGCCUCAUUCCUUCGCAAGGUUGGUAGCAUCGCGUUCGCGACCUUGGAACGGUCGUUGGUCUUUGCCGCAUUUGGUGAACUGUUGGUCGGCAUUGUCGUCUACACUGGCGGUUGCCGAGAGAACUACAUCAACGGCUGCCUCGCUCACCUCAUCAAGGGUGGUAUCUUCUGGUGUUACGGGUUGGUCACUUUCGGCCGUUUCCUCGGGGCCUUCUCCGAGUACGGUUGGGCGUGGAACCGCACCCCCGUUGGGGACUUUAUUUCUGCGGAGAUGGUCGAAUCCUCCGUCAUCUUUUUCUAUGGCAUCACCAAUACUUGGAUGGAACGCUUCGGCGCCCACCCUGGGGACCCUUAUACCACCAAGCAAAUGCAACACAUCAGCAUCGCCGUUAUGUUUUGGUUUGCCGGUCUCGUCGGAAUGGGCCUCGAGUCUCGCCGUUUCCGACGUUGGCUCGCUGGUGCCUCCACGGCUGCUAUCAAGGCCGGGAGUAAGAUGGGCGAGGCUGUUGCGGAGCCUCCUAGCUACACGGCAUCCUUCAACCCCUUCCCCGCCCUCGUCAUCGGAGUCACUGGAGCCGCCAUGAGCGCCCACUUCCAGACCUACGUGUUCCAGGUCCAAAUACACGCACUUUGGGGCUACCUUUUGUCCGGCUUCGCCAUUCUUCGGUGUCUGACCUACUUCUUCCUUUGGCUGGGUCCCCCACGUUCGAUCCUCCCCUCACGCCCCCCUACGGAGGCAUUAGGAAGUUUCUUCCUCGCUUGCGGUGGUCUCGUCUUCAUGUUUAGCGACGAGGAGCUUACAAUCGCCGCAAUGCGUCAAGGUCAUGAUGAUGUCAUGAUGUUUGCUAACGUCGCCGUUGCCAUCACGUGCUUCGCGUUCGUUUGGGCUCUCGCUGUUGUCGGCUUCAAGGGCUGGCUCAAAUCUCGCACACACUCCGCCAUCGCCUUCCAUUCGUCCGCUUAA
Molecule: messenger RNA, 1896 nt
Organism: Stereum hirsutum FP-91666 SS1
Lineage: Eukaryota; Fungi; Basidiomycota; Agaricomycetes; Russulales; Stereaceae
Exons: 6
Coding region: 1-1896 (631 amino acids)
Source: RefSeq, a predicted model, not a curated record